CCUCUAGAGACGUCCGAUAACAUAAUGGACUGCAUACCUUUGCCAGAUCUGGUUGCCCUUGGUAAAACUUGUAAACAAUCUCGAAUCGAUGUCACAAAAUACAAGGAACGGGUUUUUAGCAUUCAACAUGCAUAUCGCAAUUUUUUCAGUGUUGAGGAGAUUGCAGAGUUUCAAAUGUUGCAGCAAUCGAUUGGAUUAUUGGUUUCUGGCUCAAUCGCUCUCGAGUUUUUCAAUCGAGAAGCUUAUGAUGGUGACCUGGAUGCAUUCUGCAACGUCCAGCAUUGUAAAGUUGCUGGAGAAUGGUUAAUGUCUCAUGGUUACUUGUACCAGUGCAAAGAAGGUCAAGCUGUUGAAUUCAUUGACUCCUUCGCGGAAACAUCUAUCACCUCCACCACCAUUGAUGCAGAUCCAGAGGAGUAUCGGUCUAAUACAGUCGCCGCAGUUUGGGAUUUUGUGAGAAGCUCCUCCAAAAUUCAGCUCAUUGCUACAUGCGAUGCACCUUUAGAAUGCAUCUUUUCGUUCCAUUCAACCUGUGUAAUGAAUGUCUUGACACAUCGAGCGGCAUAUUGUCUUUUCUCUAAACUCACAUUAGAAGACAAGACGACAAUGCUCAUUGACACUCAACCGCCUUUAACCCAACGAGAAAUGUAUCCGAUUCAGAAGUACAAAAAUCGUGGAUUUAGCAUCAUGCACAGGCCUACGUUCAGGCUAAUUUGCGAUCCGUCGUCCUCGAUAUCUGUUUUGACCCCGAGAUACAUAGGUGACAAACAUUGUUACCGCAUACCGUUUCGUCGACCAUAUGCUGGCACGGAUGCUGUCGACUUUUUGGAGCUGAAUAGUUGGACCAUGGCUUAUGUGACGAAUUACAACACAAUCAACAUAACUGUUCUUGAUAUACCAGGAGCAGUUGUCAACUGCGUAUUUGGACCACAAAAUCUUGCUCAGGUUAGAACUCAACUUUCUUCUAUAAAGACCCUCAUCAGAUCAGGCGUAUUACGGUACGAAAAAGCCUCGAGAAUAAGAUACAAGCAUAUGCUAAUUUUAUCCUUAGGACUGAUGUUGCUAUAA
This is a messenger RNA of Lentinula edodes (shiitake mushroom), 1068 nucleotides long. RefSeq lists its product as uncharacterized. The transcript is spliced from 3 exons. NCBI's taxonomy places the organism in Eukaryota, Fungi, Basidiomycota, Agaricomycetes, Agaricales, Omphalotaceae. The record is from RefSeq and is a predicted model, not a curated record. The annotation marks the transcript as partial.